Lithohypha guttulata is the source of this 1638-nucleotide messenger RNA. RefSeq lists its product as uncharacterized. Gene Ontology annotation, molecular function: DNA binding; DNA-binding transcription factor activity; copper ion binding. The record is from RefSeq and is a predicted model, not a curated record. Bases 1 to 1638 code for a protein of 545 amino acids. The transcript has a single exon. NCBI's taxonomy places the organism in Eukaryota, Fungi, Ascomycota, Eurotiomycetes, Chaetothyriales, Trichomeriaceae. Gene Ontology annotation, biological process: regulation of DNA-templated transcription. Gene Ontology annotation, cellular component: nucleus.
AUGGGGCUCGGUAACGGUGGUAAGGUAGCAAAGGCCUCGGGCGGAAAGAAGUCUACACUGAAGAAGGAGAAUGUAGAACGACAGCUUGAACAAGAGUCAAACAGCGGCACAGAGUCUGGCACUGCGAACAAGUCAGUCAAGAACAAACUGACUGGCAUUGUGAUUGAUGGGAAGAAUUGGGCUUGCGCACCGUGCAAGCUUGGUCAUCGAGUUGGGUCGUGCAACCAUGCCAUCUCGCGUCCUAUGAUGCCUACUCAUGCUCCUGGCCGACCUGCAGCCGGUGCUCCGAAGAAGAUUUUGUGUGACUGUCCCAGGGACUGUUCUUGCACCAAAAGAGACUGCAAAUGCGCUCGAGAAUGCUCAUGCGUAGUUCGAAUGUGGUUUCUGGUCAAGCUCCAGGCCAUGUCUGAAGAGCGAUGGGUGGUUGAUCGUCCUGUCGACACCGAUCUCAAAGGAGUAAUGUUAUCGCCAGAGGAGGCAGCAGAAAGAAGAGCUAAGAAGGAAGCUCAGCACGCUGAGGUCUCAAGUCCCGCCAGCAAUCAUUCAAGGAGAUCUUCUACCACAAUCGAACCAACCUCUCCUUCACAGGCCAAGCCAAGUGCUACUGGCGGAUGUUGCACACAUAAGCAGGUUGUCGCCAAGGAAAUCCGAGCAGGUCUGAUGUCGCACCAGCAUGCUACAAACGGCGCAAAUGUCAGCAGCGUCCGUCACGCUCAACUAGCUUCGACUCAUGGCUGUAACUGUGGCGCCGCAUGCGCCUGUGCAUUCUGUCCUCAACAUCCCAACAAUCAAGUGUCGCGGAACUAUGUACAGCAGCAAGCCGCCUUCAUCUCUCAACAGGGACCUAUUGACACAAACUUCACCCAUUUCCAACCAAGCGUGCCUCAGGAGAUGUCGUGCAUGGGAGGCCAACCACAGUUCGCCGUCACUCGAUUGCCUAUGCAGCCAGACUUUAGCAACUUCCAGGCAGCCUUUCCAUCCACCAAUACAGGCAACUACUUCUUGGCGUACCCUAUGCGACACACCGACACACCUGUACCCCAAUCACUCUCUCAAAUUCCGAUGCCUGCCUUUCCGCCUACAAUGUAUGCUGGAGCGGCAAACGGCUUGAAUGGAGCGGCACAGAGUGUGAACGAUGCAGCCCUCAAUGACAACUUUGAUUACGGUCCUUUCGGGUCAAAUUACCUCGAACCCGGCAACGCAAUGGUAGUUAACGACGGUCCCAAUGGUUGGCAAGACCUCACCUUUCAGCCGGAUGGUCACAUGGGUCUACCAACUCUGCCAGCCAACUCAGGUUUUGACGUACUGUCUCCUCAUUCUGAAGACCUUUCACUAUCAUCCAACAUGGGAUAUAGUGGACACGGCGCUCUGCCUAUGUCUAGCAGCGUCGCGAGUCCUACCAUGGGCGCGAUACCUGAUCUUGACGGCUUCUCUAUGCCUGCACCGCUCAUGUCACCAUUGCACACCACUAUCCCAGCCUCGUUGGCUAUGGACGGUCCAAUGAUGUAUCCGAUGCCUACCACUUCUCAUAGCCCUGAAGUUGGCAUGCUGUUCCAGGAGCAAGAUCAGUUCGACCCUAAUCAAUGGUUCGAGGCAGAACCAGCACAUACACAACCACAAUUUACUAGUGCUUUAUGA